GGCCUUAAAGUGUCCCCCCCUUCUCCUUAAACAAAACACGGCACGGAGCGCGAACUGUCUGAGAAUCGCCGCUGGCCAUGGCCACGGCUGAGCAGCCUCCGAAGAAGCGUAAGCUAUACGAGCCUCUACCAGAAUCUCCACCUUCGCCACCGCCAAGUACGGAACCAAUAACUCUAGACUCACCCUCUCCCAAAACCCUAACGCCGCCCCACUCCUCUGUACCUCCGCCGGCAACUCCUCCAUUGUCUCAGGAGCAGAUUGAUAUCAAGCGUAGGAACAAAGAUGAAAUUCGGAAUGUUUACGAAUGCUACAAGCGGAUUAGAUUCUGCUUGUCUAAAAAAGAUGGCGCCUUCACGUCUGACCUUGAACAGAGUUAUCUCUCUCUCAUUUCUGCUUCAAGAGGUUGUAUGAGUGUACAAAGAAUUGUGGCUGAUUUUAUUCCUCGAUAUGCAUGCCACUGUCCAACUGCCUUGGAAGCUGCUGCUAAAGGUGUUAUUAAUAUGCAUAAUUGGAGUUUGGCAUUGAUCAAGGGAGGGGAAGAUUAUGAUGGUAUUGCAUUUGAAAUUGCUAAAGCCUGUAUUUUGGGUCUGGUUGAUAUUUGUUGUGCUGCUUCUUCAGUGACUCCAACAUCAUCUGUAAUUAGGGGAAUAUGCUCUGCAGUUUUUCAAAAUGUGCUAGCCUUUUUUGCUGCCUUAGCUGGUGAAAAGUAUAUCUUUAGUAUGGUUGAUAAGAAUUUCCUGAGGAUGCAAGAUUCUCCAGAGGUCUUUUCUGAGUUGAAGCAAAAGAUUUUUGAUCAAGAUGAGCCAUUGUUGGCUAAACUGUCCAAGCUCUGUGCAUUAUCUGUGGUUCAGAUAUUCUUCUCCUGUCCAAAAUAUUUUCUUGCAGCUUGUUUGGAGCCUUUAGGCUCUGAUGCAAUUGAGGGAGCUUCUAAAGGAGGGAAGUAUUUUCUAAGCCAGGUGACUAGUAGGCUUAAAGAUGAUGUGGCUAACCUUUUGGAUAGAGCAAAUGGUGUACCUGAAUCGUGUACAGGUUCUACUGGAACAAGCAUUGGAGGCAAUGAUGUGGCAGAAGAACUUUCAGCUGAUAACUGUCAUGUUUCAGAGGGCAGCGCAUCUGCUCAAAAUAGCUGCUUGCUCACACUGGUUUUAGACAAGGAUCCCUCAUUGAGGAGGUGGGUAUUGUCUAGGUGUAAGAAGUUGUCUAACUCACUCAGUAAUGCUUCAUUGGAGAUUACAUCAGCACUAGAGGGAAUCUUUGCUAUUCUUGGGCAAGAAACAUGUAUGGGUGAUUGUUUACCAGACAGUGAUGAAGAUAAAUCCGAUUCUGUGAUUUGCACCAGUAUGGAUCAUGCAGUGCCUAAGAUCUCUGAGGAACAUGAAAGCAUUGGUGAAUCAUCUAGAAAAGGUAGCAAUUUAAGAGUUCAUGUUAGUUCAUCUGAUGAUGGAUUUACAGAUAAGGUUUCAGAUAAAUAUGCAAAAGUUAAUAGCUCUGCGGAAAAUAUUGGCUCUGAAUCCAUGACAAAAGUGGGCCCUCAUUCUGAUAAUGGAGUCCCAAGGCUCAUGUGCCUUGAGACAGGGACGCAAGGAGAUAUGGCCCAAGUUAGAUGUUCUGUGCUUUGGGACUCAGUAAGCAAUCAGAUACCCUCACCUGCAAUAAGACCAUCAGCAGAAUUUAGGAGCAAUGCUUUUGAAGGAAGAAUUGAUGCCCCAAAUUUUGAGAAAAGUCAGGUUUCGAAUAUGGAUUUCAAUUUACCUCCAUUGAGAUCUUCUAGCGGAGGUGUUUGUAAUAUUCAGCCAUCUCCUAAGCAUUUCCUGUGUCCUGUUGCUUCCACAAAAAGUCAAACUGUAUGGUGUUGUGAUGGGGAUCCUGCAUCUAUGGAUAUUAUCUCUGCUUCAAAACAGCUCUGGGUAGGUUAUGCAGGUCUUGACAUGUCUGAAAAUCAUAUUAGGUUUCAACUUGAGAGGUUUGGUCCAAUUGAACAAUUCUUUUUCUUUCCUAUAAAAGGGUUUGCCUUGGUUGAAUACCAAAACAUCAUUGAUGCCAUAAAAGCUCGUGACUAUUUGCCUGGAAGUUUUCCUUGCCGAGUUAAAUUCAUGGAUAUAGGAUUCGGAACUAGAGGUUCUAUGAAUGGUGUUGCAGUUGGUGCUAGUUCACUAACCUAUAUUGGAAGUGUUUCCAGUCAGUGGGUCAAGGAUGAAAUCCUACAUGAAACAAGGAAAGUCAUCCAUAAAGGUCCCCUUAUGGUUACUGAUCUUAGCCAAGAGAGGGCAUUGCUCAUGGAAUUUGAAGCUCCUGAAGAGGCUGCCUCAGUGAUGUUGCAUCUGAGACAAUUCCGAAGGGAAAGAAGCAAUCACUACCAACCUUUUGGCCCAAGGCCAGGUUUUGCUGCAAUUGGAACUACAAAUAUGGAUGGUGCAAGACAUGUGGCCAACCCUCCCCAUCUUGACCUUAAAGCCAGCAUCCCAAUAAACAUGUCAAAUGGUAUUGCUGGAUCUCCUCAUUCUCGAACGUUGGCUGGGAGCCCUGCUGAUAGUAGUCAAAUGAGUCAACAUGGGAUUCAGAAUGCUGCACCAUUUUCGACUAAACCUGAAAACAACUCUUUGGAGCUAAAGUCAGAGAAUCAGGGUAGUGGUGUAUGUGCUGCACCUGUGUUUCAGUCAAACUGGAACUUCUCUUCUUCGAGAGAAAUGACAAGGAAGCCUGAUGGUUAUGACAACUUACCUCCUGAUCCUCAUCAAGGAGGCAAUGUUCCACACAUGCUCUCUGCAAAACAUGGGCCCUCUAUUCCACCACCACAGCAAAUUCAGUCGUCUCCUUUCAUUCGCCCUGUUUAUGUCCCUCCAAAUGGUCCAUGGGAUGCCCGGGGAUUCAAUAAUCAUUUACCUGCUGACCGAUACAAGACAGGAUCGUUGCCAAAUAAUUUUCAUGGUAAUGCUGUCGUAACUCCUUUCAUACCUGCUUCAGUCACUCCACUUGCUCAGAUACAGGGAACUUCAGUUGCUCCUUAUAACCAGCUGAUCCCCCCACCAAUUGUACCACUGCCUUCAUCAUCACUGCCACCCCCACCCCCACCUCCAUCUCCUCCGCCUCUGCCCCAAACUCAACCUCCCUUGGUUCCUCCACCACCUGGUUCUCCUCCUCCACCCCCACCUCCGCCACUGCCUGUUCAGGAAUUUCCCAAUGCUGAAAGUUCAGGACAGUCUCUGCAAUAUCAAUGGCAGGGAGUGCUUUGUAAAAGUGGGGUUAACUACUGUACGAUAUAUGCAUGCAGAGCAGAUUCAAAUAUCUGCAGAUAUUCAAAUGCCAAUCCUGAGCCAUCUGAAUGGCCUGCAAAAUUAGACAUGACUAAACGCACAGAUUUUCGACAUGUAAAAUCAACAUUUGCUGGUACUCCACAACACAGGAGGGAAGUUUGUCGUUUAAUCCCAUCAUCUGCAAGUGACUACAAAGGGUUUCAGGAUUUUGUAUCUUACCUAAAGCAGAGGGAUUGUGCGGGAGUCAUUAAAAUACCAGCUUCGAAAUCCAUAUGGGCGAGGCUUCUUUUUAUACUCCCUCACACGCCUGAAACAUGCUGUAUGCUGUCUGUUGCAUCAGAUCCAUCUGAUUGCCUCAUUGGUUUGGUUUUGCCGAAAGAAACAAACUUCGAGUGGAUAUGAUCGGUGUCCUUUUAUUGUUCAUAUUAAAGAUUUAUCAUUAAGCAGAGUCCUCGCUGAAGGCACAUCUCCCUCUGAAGAACGCAAAUACGCGUUGAUUAAUUGCGUCGUUCCUGAUUCAUAUUAUAGUUGAGAGAAAGCAGGUGGAGGGAAAGGGUGUUUUUUUUAUUUUUUUGGGGGGGGGGUGUUUUGUAUUUAUGUAGAUACAAUGCACUUUAUGCCCAUUUUUUCGUUUCCUUGGUCUGCUGUGUACAGGAUUUUGUUUGUGGUAGUUGAGCUUGAGGCAGCAUGUUCAGUACAA
This is a messenger RNA of Prosopis cineraria, 3954 nucleotides long. RefSeq lists its product as uncharacterized. Lineage: Eukaryota; Viridiplantae; Streptophyta; Magnoliopsida; Fabales; Fabaceae. Gene Ontology annotation, molecular function: ubiquitin binding; RNA binding. The record is from RefSeq and is a predicted model, not a curated record. Bases 78 to 3656 code for a protein of 1192 amino acids. The transcript is spliced from 8 exons.